Gregarina niphandrodes is the source of this 330-nucleotide messenger RNA. Its product is annotated as putative seroreactive antigen. Bases 1 to 330 code for a protein of 109 amino acids. Lineage: Eukaryota; Apicomplexa; Conoidasida; Eugregarinorida; Gregarinidae. The record is from RefSeq and is a predicted model, not a curated record. The transcript has a single exon.
AUGCGGAUCGGGACUUGGGGCUCGGCGGUGGUCGACUCCGGCUUCGGUCCAUCGCCCGACUUCGGUCCAUCGCGCGACUUCGGUCCAUCACCCGACUUCGGUCCAUCGCGCGACUUCGGUCCAUCGCGCGACUUCGGUCCAUCGCGCGACUUCGGUCCAUCGCGCGACUUCGGUCCAUCGCGCGACUUCGGUCCAUCGCGCGACUUCGGCCCAUCGCGCGACUUCGGUCAAUCUCCCGACUUCGGUCCAUCGCGCGAGAUGGUGGCUGCGAUGGGUCGCGUCGAAUGCGGGAACCCGAGUGUCCACUCGCCCCUGACGGGGAGCGACUGA